AUGAGUCUUGAGGUCACCAGUGCUGCUGAAAGAUGGCAUGUCUGUGUCUCAGAAAAUGCUUUUGGUUUGGAUCAGUACAUAAAACAAGAAUUUGCCAAACUGCACCAGUUUCUCCAAGAGAAGGAACAAAAACUUAUUCAACAGCUUAAAAGUGAUGAUGUAAACAUUCUGAAUGAAACAGACAAACAUCUUGAAUGUAUUAAACAUGAUAUUAUCGACUCCCGUGUGGCGGUAUCUGAUCCUAACUUGGAACUCAAGAAUGAAGAAACAACAGCUCUGAAAGAGAUAGAAGAAAAAUCUGAAUGCAUUGAAAAUGAUACAGCCAUUCUGGAGACAUCUGACAAUAACUUAUCUCUCAGACAACAGGAACCUGUGGAAUUGCUAAGAGUGCCAGAAACCUUUGAGGAUGUUAUUGUCACUUUCUCAGAAGAAGAGUGGAAUAUGUUAAACAGACAAGAUAAGGAGCUUUACAGGGAAGUGAUGAUAAAUAACUAUGAAAGCAUGGUUUCAGUAGUGAAUGCCAAAAUAGUUUCAUUGCCAGGCUCACACUGA
This is a messenger RNA of Protopterus annectens (West African lungfish), 552 nucleotides long. Its product is annotated as zinc finger protein 215-like. Gene Ontology annotation, biological process: regulation of DNA-templated transcription. The transcript has 4 exons. Lineage: Eukaryota; Metazoa; Chordata; Ceratodontiformes; Protopteridae. The record is from RefSeq and is a predicted model, not a curated record. Bases 1 to 552 code for a protein of 183 amino acids.